UUAAUGAGUGCAGACCUGACAAGGAAGUGCUUUGUCUCACAGGCAAGAAUACUAAAGCAAUAAAGAUUUGGAUUAUUGAUCUGGAUGCCUUUUUAUAGAGCAGAUUUGAGUUUUGGUUGUGUAUGUAGACAUACAGCUCUCUGUUCAGGUGCCAUUCUGACAUUACGUUUGACCUGAGGAUUUUCUGACAGAGACGUUUCAACUUUGUUUUAUCUAUUUCAGUGUUUCUUCUUUUACUGCUUGUGUUCUUGGUUUUUUCCCCCCUGUCCCCUAAUUACAGUGUGUCUCAAAAGUCUCCAUAUAUAGGGGACUAUGUAUUCCAGCACCACGUCGGUUGUGCCUUCGUCAUUGGAUGUUCGUGGACAUCCACUUCUUGGUUGGUCCAUCCAACCAAUAGACUUCCAGUCUUUUUUAAUUUUGUUAAUAAUUUUGGCAACAGUGUCAUGUGUGAUGUGCUUGCCAUGUUUCCUGUUAAAGUCCAGUGCAACCUUUCCACAGCUUCCCAAUCCAGCCAUGAAAAUAAUUUCAAUACUUUGUUCUUUUGUGAAAUGCAUUCUUAAAGGCUAUCUGAAAAGUAGAUAUAUAAUGUAAACUAAGUAUGAAAAAUUUUGGAAGACAUUGUGCUAAAACCUGUUAAUUUCCCCUAUGUAUGGAGACGUUUUGAACACCCUGUAUUAUCUUUAGUCUAUUUAUUACUUUCUUUUAUUCACACAUUCUUUGGUAAGCUUUUGUAAUGUCCAUACGGCACCUUGAACCUGAGUAUACAGAUAAUUUGGUACAUCUGGGUUUGAGUUGUUUGUAAGGACUUGUGGAUAUUGCCUACCUUUUGUUCAAAAUGUACAAUUAAAGUGAGAGUCACAUGGCACACCAAUGGACAUGACUGGCUGAGCACAGCUUAAAUGUAACCUUAAUUUCUAACAGAGCAGAUUUGUAUUGGACAAUCUCCAUGGUGACCCCAAGUGAGUGUAAAACCACUGACUGAUGUGCAGCAGCAAAAAGUAAGUGCUUCAAAUGAUUUUGGAUAAUCGUAUAUAAUUACAAUUUAAAAAAUGUGUUCUUUGUAUUUAAUAAUAUUGAAAAUGUUUAAAACUGCUAAUGCAAUAGAAUGGAAUUGAAACGUUGGAGUGACGAGGGUAGAGAUAAUGUUAUUUUACGCAACAUCAGAGCAGCCACUGACUUUUCUUAUUGUUCAUGGAAAAAUCAUGGAUCAGCAGGAUCUGGAAGCAAGGAACCGUGUGGACAAAAUGCCAACUAAAGCUCAAGAGGAUGCUGUGAUCAACAUGAAGUCUAUACAGGAUAUCUCGAAACAGCUGGGCUUUGAAUGGCCAGUUCUUGCAUAUGAACUGGGCUUCACAAGAAUUGAAGUCAGGCAGUUUCAUGCUACAUCGAAGGAGAAGCGGGAUCAGGCCAAGAGCAUGCUGGAAUCCUGGUAUGAGAGGACUUGGGAUAAGUCUAAUAAGACUAAAGUGCUGCAGGAUGGACUGGAGCGUGCUGGUCGUAGAGACCUGGCUGAGAGGCUGCGCUGUCUUCAUUGGGGCCACCAGAAACUCAGCCGCAGAGUCGAGCUGCCCUCUGCCUUCCCCUUUCUCAUAACCGUCCACAAGACUAUAGAUAACAAGGAGGCCCUGAGAAGAAUAAAUGAGCUUAAUCGCAGUUUCAACUAAUAUCAUUGCUGGGAAACAAUAAUACAUUCUUAAGUUCUCAGAUGUUCUGGAUACUCCAAACAUAAUUUAAAUGGAUUUAUCAUGCAGAACACUUUUAAUUAUGUAAAACAAAAACUGUUGGGGUUUUUUUUUUAAGUUGAAGUACAUUAAUUAUAUUGUUUUCACACUGAUGUACAGUUUGCAUAGUUUUAAUGCUUUCAAAUUAUUUAGGGCAACUCAGACAGAUGCAGCAUUAUUUUACUGAAACUAAUAACUUAGGAAAUCUUUUAUACUUCUUGUAAUAUUCAAAAUAAAUUUAAAACGGUUCAAUCUAUACUUCCCUGGAUUCCAGGAAUCUACUAGUUGUUGUUGUUUUUUUUUUUAAUACAGGGACUGACUAACCAGGUAAAUAAACAAAACCAGGCCACGUGACAGCAAUUUGGUCACAGCUAGCUGUACAUUUCCUAUCCAAUACCAUUCCGUGAGAAAGCCUAUACGUUAACCACCUAUAUAAGUAAUAUAAAGUCUGCUUCACAGCAAAUCAUGUUAUAUCUAUUCCAGCCAACUGUGUCUAAACAGCAGGAUAGAUAUGAAUGCUGGAACAACGAUAGGUCGAGUCAACCAAACUCAGUGUGUGUAGCCAAU
This is a messenger RNA of Ictalurus furcatus (blue catfish), 2288 nucleotides long. RefSeq lists its product as uncharacterized. Gene Ontology annotation, biological process: signal transduction. Gene Ontology annotation, molecular function: protein binding. NCBI's taxonomy places the organism in Eukaryota, Metazoa, Chordata, Actinopteri, Siluriformes, Ictaluridae. The record is from RefSeq and is a predicted model, not a curated record. Bases 1143 to 1664 code for a protein of 173 amino acids. The transcript is spliced from 3 exons.